AUGCAAAUGCAGUACGAAGAUUUUGAUAUUUUCUUUACAUCUAGACAAUUGCCAAUGUCAUCGAAUUCCAUGAUGAUGGGUAUGAAUAAUCAAGGAGGCCCAAAUUCUGGAAUGAUGGGUCCUCGCCCUAUUUUGCCCCCAAAACCUAUGAUGCCAGGUUCACAGCCCAUGAUGUCACCAAAUCAAACUAUUGGCAUGCAGCCUCCUUCUCUUCCACCAAAACCUGGUAUGAUGAUGCAAAACCCUUUAGGGCAGAGUGGAAACGCUCCCAAUCAACAAGGACACACUGGAGAUCCAUUUGCUACGAACCCUCAGCAACGUGCUUUCUAUCAACAAUUGUUCUUACAAUUGGACAAAGAUCAGAGCCACAAAUUGCCUCAUGAUGCUGUGAUUGCCUAUCAUUCUCAGAGUGGAUUACCUAAAGAAGUAUUAGAGAAAUUGUAUUCCAUGUCUGAUUUGGAUGAGGAUGGUCGUUUGGACUUUGCUGAGUUUGUAAUUAUGACUCACAUUCUGUUUACUUGUCGUAAUGGUGUUCCUCUUCCUCAAGAAUUACCUGCGAGUUUGAUUCCUCCAUCGAAAGCUCAUUUAGUAAAGAAAGAAGCAGAAGAAGAAAAGAAAUCAGAUUCAUUUGAUUUUGAUUUCGGUGCUUCUGCUCCUUCUCUUCCACCAAAGCCUGAGAAGCCGCAAGAAGAAGAAGAAGAAAAGAAAUCAGAUUCAUUUGAUUUCGAUUUCGGUUCUUCGAUUCAAGAACCUGAGAAACCUCAAGAAUCUCCAGUUGCAGCUCCAAUUCUUCCUCCUAAACCUCAACAGCCUCAGCCUCAACAGCCUCAACAGCCUCAGCCUCCUAUGGGCGAUCCAUUUGCUACGAACCCUCAGCAACGUGCUUUCUAUCAACAAUUGUUCUUACAAUUGGAUAAGGAUCAGAGCCACAAAUUGCCUCAUGAUGCUGUGAUUGCCUAUCAUUCUCAGAGUGGAUUACCUAAAGAAGUAUUAGAGAAAUUGUAUUCCAUGUCUGAUUUGGAUGAGGAUGGUCGUUUGGACUUUGCUGAGUUUGUAAUUAUGACUCACAUUCUGUUUACUUGUCGUAAUGGUGUUCCUCUUCCUCAAGAGCUGCCUGCGAGUUUGAUUCCUCCAUCGAAAGCUCAUUUAGUAAAGGAAGAAGAAGCAGAAGAAGCAGAAGAAGAAGAAGAAGAGGAAGAAGAAGCUCCAAUUCUUCCUCCUAAACCUCAGAAACCUCAACAGCCUCAACAGCCUCAACAGCCUCAGCCUCCUAUGGGCGAUCCAUUUGCUACGAAUCCUCAGCAGCGUGCUUUCUAUCAACAAUUGUUCUUACAAUUGGAUAAGGAUCAGAGCCACAAAUUGCCUCAUGAUGCUGUGAUUGCCUAUCAUUCUCAGAGUGGAUUACCUAAAGAAGUAUUAGAGAAACUAUACUCUAUGUCUGAUUUGGAUGAGGAUGGUCGUUUGGACUUUGCUGAGUUUGUAAUUAUGACUCACAUUCUGUUUACUUGUCGUAAUGGUGUUCCUCUUCCUCAAGAGCUGCCUGCGAGUUUGAUUCCUCCAUCGAAGGCUCAUUUAGUAAAGAAAGAAGAAGAAGCAGAAGAAGAAGAAGAAGCAGAAGAGGAAGAAGAAAAGAAAUCAGAUUCAUUUGAUUUCGAUUUCGGUGCUUCUGCUCCUUCUCUUCCACCAAAGCCUGAGAAGCCGCAAGAAGAGGAAGCAGAAGAGGAAGCUCCAAUUCCUCCUCCUAAGCCUCAGAAACCUCAACAGCCUCAACAGCCUCAACAGCCUCAGCCUCCUAUGGGCGAUCCAUUUGCUACGAAUCCUCAACAGCGUGCUUUCUAUCAACAAUUGUUCUUACAAUUGGAUAAGGAUCAGAGCCACAAAUUGCCUCAUGAUGCUGUGAUUGCCUAUCAUUCUCAGAGUGGAUUACCUAAAGAAGUAUUAGAGAAAUUGUAUUCCAUGUCUGAUUUGGAUGAGGAUGGUCGUUUGGACUUUGCUGAGUUUGUAAUUAUGACUCACAUUCUGUUUACUUGUCGUAAUGGUGUUCCUCUUCCUCAAGAGCUGCCUGCGAGUUUGAUUCCUCCAUCGAAAGCUCAUUUAGUAAAGAAAGAAGCAGAAGAAGCAGAAGAAGAAGAAGAAGAAGAGGAAGAAGAAGCUCCAAUUCUUCCUCCUAAACCUCAGAAACCUCAACAGCCUCAACAGCCUCAACAGCCUCAGCCUCCUAUGGGCGAUCCAUUUGCUACGAAUCCUCAGCAGCGUGCUUUCUAUCAACAACUGUUCUUACAAUUGGACAAAGAUCAGAGCCACAAAUUGCCUCAUGAUGCUGUGAUUGCCUAUCAUUCUCAGAGUGGAUUACCUAAAGAAGUAUUAGAGAAAUUGUAUUCCAUGUCUGAUUUGGAUGAGGAUGGUCGUUUGGACUUUGCUGAGUUUGUAAUCAUGACUCACAUUUUAUUCACUUGUCGUAAUGGUGUUCCUCUUCCUCAAGAGCUGCCUGCGAGUUUGAUUCCUCCAUCGAAGGCUCAUUUAGUAAAGAAAGAAGAAGAAGCAGAAGAAGAAGAAGAAGCAGAAGAAGAAGAAGAAGCAGAAGAGGAAGAAGAAAAGAAAUCAGAUUCAUUUGAUUUCGAUUUCGGUGCUCCUGCUCCCCAGCAGACAAAUGCUGAUUCUGAAUCUGGUCUUGAUUUUGGUAUUUCGAAUCCUGAUGCUGCGCCUGAGCAAGAGCCGAUGGAGAGUACGAUGGUAUCCAGCCAGCCCGAAUCCGACCUUCCUCCUCGACCUCGUCCAGGCAUGAUGCCUCCUCGCCCACGCCCAGGCAUGGAGCCCAGACCGCGUCCAGGCAUGAUGCCUCCUCGUCCUCGCCCUGGUAUGGAAGGCCAUCCUCGCCCACGCCCAGGCAUGAUGCCCAGACCGCGUCCUGGAAUGGAUGCGCGUCCUCGUCCGCGUCCUCGUCCAGGUAUGAUGCCUCCUCGUCCUCGCCCUGGAAUGGAGCCUCGUCCUGGAAUGGAAGCGCGGCCAGGCAUGAUGCCCAGACCUCGUCCAGGUAUGAUGCCGCGUCCACGCCCUGGAAUGAUGCCGCGUCCUCGUCCCGGCAUGGAGCCCAGACCGCGUCCCGACAUGAUGCCUCCUCGUCCCGACUUCAACGAAGAGGUCGUUAUGGAGAAGCCGGAGCCCGAGCCCAUGAUGGAUCUGCUCGUUGCCACUACUCAGGAAGAGCCCAUGAUGAAUCUCAACGACGUUAUGCCUCCUACUACCGACAAUCAGCCCGAGUUCGAGCUGCAGCCUGAGCCCGAACCUGAAUCGGAGCCCAACUCUGUGCCUGUGCCCGAAGAAGACGAUCUGCUGGCUGGUAUGAGUGCAGAGCCCGCGAAGCCCGCGGAGUCUGCGGAUGCGAUGGAUAUGCUCCUCAUGCCCAACGAAUCCGAGGAGCCCAAGCCCGCAGAGCCCGCAGAGCCCGCAGAGCCCGCAGAGCCCGCCCAGCCUGCUGAGUCCCCACUGGAUUUCGGCCUUUUGGGAGAUUCGUCCGCGCCUUCAGCGGCUGCUGCUGUGGCUCCCGCUGCUACGCCUGUGGAGCCAACCUCGGUGACGAUGGCUGCCGAGCUGGGCAACCGCGAGUAUCUGCGUAACGAGUGGAAGAAGGACAUGCUGACGUGGCGCAGCCGGCAGCAGCAGUUGGCUCUGAAAACGGAGGAAGUGGAGGAGAAGCAGGCGGCGGUGAAAGCUUUGCAUGAGCAGAUCGAACGCGCGAAGGAGGAGCUGAAGAAGAAGGAAGAGCAGGUGAAGCAGCGCUGUAGAGAAGAGAGAACGGUCUAAUCAAUAGUGUAUCGUAUCACUGCGCUGCAGAAUCGGUCGCAGAGAGAGAUCAGCAAUCGGAUGGACGGUCGCUUCGCGAUCCCGCGGAACGACUUCGACGAUGAGGGCGAUGUAGGAGAAAAAGCAGGGUUUGAUGGGUAGAAGGAGGAGAAUUCGGAGGACGACUUCUUCGAGAAUCUGAGCGAGUUCAAGCCUUCGAGACGAGACAUCCCCAAGACGGAUAUUCCAGAAUCGGAGGAAGAGGAAGAGGCGAUUGGAGAUGAUUUAGAUGACUUCUGGGGUGAUAUGGAGGACGAUGAUGAGAAAGAUGUGCCGCAGGAGAAGGCUGAGGUGAUGGACAAACCAAAGGAGGAGGCUGUUUCGGAUGGGGAGUAUUCGUAUGGCUCGGGCAGCGGUUAUAGCUACAGCUACGAUUACAGCUACAGUUAUGGCUACUCUCCAUAUAGUGAUUCGGAGGACCAAGGCUCAGAGGCUGAUUCAUAAAGCAGUUCGCAUAUACGAUGAGUGUUGAUUGUGUUUUGUAAG
Blastocystis hominis is the source of this 4329-nucleotide messenger RNA. RefSeq lists its product as hypothetical. The record is from RefSeq and is a predicted model, not a curated record. Gene Ontology annotation, cellular component: cytoplasm; plasma membrane. The transcript has a single exon. Lineage: Eukaryota; Bigyra; Opalinata; Blastocystidae. Gene Ontology annotation, biological process: endocytosis; endosomal transport. Gene Ontology annotation, molecular function: calcium ion binding; protein binding. Bases 1 to 3804 code for a protein of 1267 amino acids.